Messenger RNA from Venustampulla echinocandica, 1620 nucleotides. RefSeq lists its product as uncharacterized. Lineage: Eukaryota; Fungi; Ascomycota; Leotiomycetes; Helotiales; Pleuroascaceae. The record is from RefSeq and is a predicted model, not a curated record. The coding region runs from base 1 to 1620 and encodes 539 amino acids. Gene Ontology annotation, cellular component: fungal-type vacuole membrane; TORC1 complex. The transcript has a single exon.
AUGCCGUCGGAACUCAUGCAGUCGCAGUCGCAAGCACACCCUCCAACGAGGCCAGCGGCGUCGCAUCAGCGCUCGGCCAGUUCCACCCUCAACGAGUCGAUCCCAACGAGCCCGUCUCGACCCCAACACGACGGAGGAGCAGGAGCAGGAGCACCUCAUGGGACGAAGCCCCCAAAGGCACAAAAGCACGUCGUCCAGCAUCAUCACGGCGGUCUACGGACACAUACUCGAGUCCCCUCUUCCAAAACGGUCCCAAAGCUCUCCAGAGCCCAUGAUCAGGGCUCGCUCACAGAUCUAAAGAAAGCCGCCGUUCGGAACUCCUCAGCCACCAACCUCACCAAGAGGCACACCCCCAGCUCGGCGCUGAAGCGCAAUCGCUCCUCCGCCGAUAUACCAAGACGCCCCAGGUCGCCGAAAUCGAGGAGUAGCGACGAGGCAAAGGCCAAAGCGAAGAAGAAGGUUGCGACUGUUCAGUUUGAGCUGGGUGACGAGCAGGAGCAGGACGACGAGGAUGCUGAUGCGGCUGAGGGGUGGGAGGAAGCCAGCUCUUCCGCGUCGCCUGCAUUGUCGAGGACCGUUUCGCGCAACGGGAGAUUGAAUGACAACGGUUCUGGACAGGCGUCUCCUCUCGCUCAUCCCCAAUCGCCUUCCAAGAAGAACGUCGACGACGACGACGGAGGGUCGCCCCUCAAUGGGACCAGGAAGGAUACAGAUACAAGCACAACUACUACUACUACAAGCGCCGCAGAUGCGAAAUCUAUAACAGAACGACUCCUCAAACGUGUCCCUUCGUACCACGCAACGACGACGAAGAUGUCCCUCGCAACAGCGACGCCCACCACCGUAGGACAACACUCCUCCUCCUCCUCCUCCCUCGUCAGAACACCGCAGAUAGGUAGUAAAGAAGAUGUGAUAUCGCGAUUCGUCACCGGAUCCGGGACGCCGAGCGACAAUUCCCCAUUACUCCAACACCAUCGCAAUGAGCGGCACGCACAGAGAAACCAAGGCAAGGACGAAGUCAAACGCGCACAGUCAAUGGGAAACCUCACCAACCCCUCCCAGUCGCAACCUCAGUCCGACGAAUCCGACGAGGAACGCGCCAUCCUCCCACGCUCGCGCAAAUCUUCCACAUCCACCGCACCCCCAAAUAGCGCAUACAAUCCCCCGCAGCAAUCGCGCACCCAGCAGAAACUCUGGCUCCAGCGCGCAAGCUCGAAUAUCGAGCCCGCCCAGAUGACUCCCGGGUCGGGCGCUGGGUUAGUCGGCGACGGACGGGAUCCGAGGAUCAGAUUGCAGCUAGAGAAGACCGGACUAGAGUAUCUCGUUGUGAGGAGGUAUCAAGAUCCGGUAGGGAAGGCGGUUCGCCGGUUAGAAAAACUACCGGGGAUGGAGAGCGUGAGGGAGAGGAGGAUCCCGAAGGGGAGGGAGAGUAGGAGGGGUGUUCGGAGUAGGGGUGAUGGGGUCGCGAGUGCCCAUGGGAGUUUUGACGCGAGACGUUCGGGAGUGGGGAGUCUAGAUAGUUUGGGGGGUGGAGAAGGCAGACAGGAUGAUGAUUGCGUGGAUGCUAUAUUGAGGAGUCUGUGGGAGAAGAGCUAUGAUCUGAGCGCGAGCGAGGAUUGA